CAGAUACCUCACGAUCUCCAGCCAGAUCGAGCAAAAUCCCCAUAAAUCGCGAACGUCAACGAAGAGAUUAGCGCUCGCUAGUGGAGCAAGUGUAGUAUGGGCGCGGCUGGCAGUAGUAACAGCGCACCAUCCUCGACGACAGCGUUGAGGGGGCGAAGCGAGGGGACGUUCGUCUACGGGACAGAGGGAUCCUGCUGUCCAGAAUACGCGAACGAAAAUAUACGACAAAGGACGAGGACCAGCGCGUUCGACGUGGGUGAAGAACCUCGAUCGCAGGGUCCAAGUCCUUACGCGACUUUCACAGGCGAGGAACAAUGGUGUCAAAGACCGACAGCGCCGAGUCUGUCGAACUUGCGUUCUCGAGACUUGCGACGAGAGAGUUUGUUGACGUACGCCGCGCAGAUGACAGGUUGGCAGACGGCCGAGGGGCAUGGCCCUUCUUCGUUCGUUCAACAGAACCAGAAGGCUAUGGAGGUGAUCUCGCAGCUGGCUAUGGCCAAUCAGCAGCUAGCUACCGCGAACACCGCGACCUUGGCGAAUUUGGAGGCGCUUUACAUGGAACUGUCGAGGGAAAAGAAACUGAGGAGGCGAGUGGCAUCGUCUGAAGAAUCGAUGGACGAGGCCUUGAAGAAAAGACUGACGACGAACGAGGAAAGAAGAGAAGAAGAAGAGGGAGAAGGAGGAGAAGAAGAUGAUGAUGAUGAUGAUGGUGAAGAGAGGCGAAGAAUGGAAUUUAGGAUUGAUAGAUUGGAAAAUGUUUUGAGCAAGGUUCGAUCGAGGAUAGAGAGGCUAGAGAAGACGAACCAAGGAGAAGACGAACGACAGAGUUCGACGAAUGUCUGUGAUUUGAAGAAGAUCCGAGACUCAGAUCGUCGGUGGACGAUCGACGAUCCGUGUGAUAGGCUUGCGAGCAACAUCGACGUACCUGAACGCGAAUUUAAAGGACAGACCACGAUGGACGAGGCUCGAGCAAAGACUGUUUCUAGAGUAAGCUUCGUGAACGUCGAGGAUGACGUCGGGGGCUGCAGGUGGAACGUGGAGGACCGUCCCGUGGCAAAUUUGCAUUUAGAGAAGUCGAGAGAAAGUAGAAUAAAGGAUGAAACGAAGGAGGCUUUGAAUAACGAAAAAGAAGUGGUGAGAUUGUUGGAGGAAGUUGAAAGAUUGAAACACGAGCGAUCUGAGUAUCAACGUGAAAACGAUAGGCUAGCGAAAGAGUUGACGGAAGAGAAGGCGAUGGUGAGGAAACUGAGGAAAGAUUGCGAAGAGUCGCAAUCGCGACACGAGGAGGCGGAGUCGAGUUUGAAAGAGCGGAGAGAGGAAUACGAAAAGUUGAUGACAAAGUUCGGCUUUGCGGCGAAGGAAACGGAGAGACUAUUGAAGCAAAUGGACGAGUUCAGCGCGUUGAAGAACACUGCCGAAGCGAAGAUCUCCAGCCUCGAGCAAGAUUUGCAGAAGUCGUUGUUGGAAAAGGAGGAAAUCAUAAACACCGAGAGCCAGAAGACUUUGGAAUUAAAGGCGCAGCUGUCGGAGGAAGUGUCCGACAAGAAGAAACAGAUAAAGGCCCUCGAGGACGAGAUUCAAAGACUGAAGGAGACUAUCAAGACUGAGAGGAAAAGUACAGAUGGCGAUGACUUGAAAGAAGAUGUUGACGCGAGCGAAUCGACAGACGAUCCGCAAGAAAGCCCGCCUGCCGAUCGCACGUCGGCGAACAUCGAGGAAUUCAAGAAGGAAUUAAUCCUGAAGAGGGAGGCGAGACAAAGAGCGAUAGCGGCGGUUUCGUCGGAAAUGGAGCGACUCAGACGUGAAUUAGACGCGGAGAAGGAGGCUCAUUCGGAAACUUCGAGGAUGUUGGAGCUGCUGAGAUCCGCGCAGAAUGACGCUCAAGCUCGAACAAACGCGGCUGACGAUAGCUUGAAGAAGACUAGAGAGAAAGAUCAGAAACCAAAUGGACACGAGUUGGCUGCGCAACGUUUGGAGGCACAACGACUAACGAGCGUUUUGAAGAUAUCCGACGAGCUGCGGAACGACAUCCGCAUUCAAAUGGACAAGGUGGACGAUCUCCGGUACAGUUUGGAGGUCGAACCGGAUCAGCAUCGGUACCGCAUUCGUUGCUUGUCGGACGUAACCAACCGGACACGAGAGGCCGUUUACUUCAGGGAACGUGCUACCAACGAGCUGAAGGACCAUCUAGCGCAGAUUCUGGUACGACUUGGGGACAGAAGCUUCCUAGAAGCGAAGGACGAGGUUAGCCUGGAGUGCGAACGUCAGCUGGAGAAUAUCAAUAGCCUGAAGAGCCUUUACAACGAGAGGCUGAAGGUGCUGAACGAAGUGAGGGAGACGGCGGCCAGAGAGCUAGCGGAGGCUAGAGUGAGACUGGAUCACUCGUUGAAAAAAUGCGAAUGCUUGGAGGAGGAUCUAAAAAAGGCUGACGAGAAGGUCGACGCGCAGGACACGGAAAUAACGAAUUUGGAAUCUCAGCUGGGACUCACCAAAGCGGACUGCAGGGAUCUGCAGAAUCAGAUGUCGCUGAUCAAUAGCCUGUUUACACAGAUGCUGUUGGGUGCCACCUCUGCCGACAUGGAUCUCGAUCGAUUGACUCAGUUACUUCAGGAGAAUCACGACCUGAUAUGCGACAUGGCGAGAGAGGAAGGCACCGAAGCCGCUGCGCUUCCCAAGCUUCUUCUCGACCUGAUCGAGCAAGUCGAGGGCAGUAAAACGUCACAGAAACACGGCGACGAGGGAAAUGGAACCGAGGCUGAAACAGAGAAGAAGGAAGACGACUUGCAGCAAGAGGACAUAGCUCACAACUUACCUAAAGUAUGGCGUGUCUUGCUGGAGUUGCUUAGUUGUCACGCAGAAUAUACUCCGUCCGCUUCAGCGGCGUCCUCCUCGGACCCAAAUAUCUGUUACAAAUCGGUCGACACACCAGCCGGUCCCAGACUAGUGAUCUCGGUCAGCAAAACGUACAUCCGCCUGAAAGAGUUGAUAUUAGAAAAGAAACACUUGGAGAAGGAAAUGAACCGGAUGAAACAGCUGAACGUCCACUUGGAAUGCAAACUUGGCGAACAGGAGAAGCGACUGUCGGCAGUGUCAGCGGAAUUGAGUAAAACAUGGACGAUAGUCGAUCGAAUGCAGGCCCAGCAUCAUCAGCUGCACACGCACGAGAAGAUCCUGCGAUACGAGUUGCAGCAGAAGCGAAAAAUGUUGCAGGAACUGAAACAGGAGUUGGAGUACUGUCGCGAGAAGUGGGAGUCCGCCAGGCAGAAGAACACGAACACGGAAUUGGAGUGGAGAAGCUUGAGAAGGGAGUUCGCUGCUAGGAAAGCACUCGCUUCUCACGAUUCUUUCAACAAUAGCGCGGAGAGCGGAUUCAGCGAUGAACGAGGAGAUGAUACCGACGAGGAAGACGACGCCAUGGACGACAGAAUUAGAUUAGGCCUACGCAGAAGGUCGCGAAAGGAGAGUCCUCGAGCACCAACGCCAGACACAGAAUCAGAACAGCCAACCGACACGGAGCUAUCCGAGCCAAAGACAGGUUCCUCAGCAACGUUAGAGCAACGAACGCCUACUCCAGAAACUGAAGCAGAACUAGAUGAAGUCGCGGACGCGGUUCUAAAUACUGAAUCCACGAACGUAGCAGAAUCACCAUUGCUUCCAGAAAGUCCACAAGAAUCGUUAAAUCCGCUGGACCAGGCUCUAACAAAUGUCAUCCAGGAUCUCAUUAGCAUUGAGAGCACUAUAAAUGUCACCAACAAAGACAACAUGGUACCAACCAUCGAAUCUUGGUCGACAAAGCCUCUGCAAUCUCAAGAAACCACGAUGGAGGACUUCGACGAUACUUCUACUCUCAAUCUUCCGACAGUACAAACCUGUACUUCGUCGACCGUCACAGUGGAGGAAACUCGAAGUGCAAACGAAACGGACGGUGAGAAAGCAAAGAACGAAGACACCUCGAUAUUGUCCACGUCCUAUGUACCCAGUAUGACCAGCGUAGCAAACGCGCAGCCUGUGUUCAGUAUCGGACCCUUCCCCCCGUCCAACGUGGCACCUUCGAUCGUGAAAAACGUCCAAUUCAGAGACCCUUUGAUCGUCGGCCCGUCUAAUCGAUUUUUUGCUCCAGUUUUCGGACAAAUUUCUUCUUCGCCCUUCGUCUCGGAGUGCAGAGAAAAGCGAGGAGCCAACAACAAAUCGUUGGAGAACGUCGUGGAUUCGGAUAACAUCUCCGUGGACUCUAGCUCGAGCUUGGAGACUGUCCAAGAGUUUUCUACCGCUGACACCAGCUCGUCCAGUUCGUCAGGUGUGACUGGAAAGCCAGAAGCAGAAACUGGCGAGUCAGUGAAGACGCAGGAGGAGAACAUGGUUUCCACCGUGAAAAGCAGAACGCCCGAGGAAGCUUUAGCCGCUAGAGAAGACAGGCUGAAGAGGUUGGAGGAACAGGCGAAAUGGUUGAUGAACAAGAUGAACGCGACCAACAGAAGGAGUUCUGCGUUGAGUAUUAGGUUAGAGGAGCUUCACGAGGUUUACGGGGAGCCACCUGUUCCUCCUCCUAUGCCCGAUGUCCUGCCUAGUCGAAGGUUGAGGACUGCUUUGUCGGAUCCACCUCGUCAGGUAUCUGAAUCAUCGACCACCGAGGAUGCCAAAAAUACCGAGAAACUCGACUCGAGCGGCGAUUCCAACCAAACAUCACCCGAUAACGCGUCCUGAGAUGUCUACGAUUCUUUAAUUAAUCGAUUACGUCGCGUUUAUUUCCGUCGUGUGCGUGAAAACGUGAAAAAAACACGGGCAAUUUACGCGCCUGUGUUUCGACUUGAGAAACGUGUCGGCGCUCGCUCCCACGAGAAAUUAUAUAAUUCUAGAAUGAGUCCGAUCUCUCUCUUUGUGACUCAUUCCGAAUAAAUCGAUAAACGUAUCCUUUCGUUCUUUUUCUUUUUUUUGUCGCGAACUAAAUGUCUUGUCUCCACUUAAAACAAUUAAAUCUACGUUUUCUUGUAAAUGUACGAAAGACUUUGAAACAUACCUGGCUGUGAUUCAAAGCCAUCGAUAUACGAGUAGUAUUUCUCUACUAAACGAGUGUUCUUCCUUCUUUUUUC
This is a messenger RNA of Heterotrigona itama, 5090 nucleotides long. The record is from the annotation of a GenBank genome assembly. NCBI's taxonomy places the organism in Eukaryota, Metazoa, Arthropoda, Insecta, Hymenoptera, Apidae.